Messenger RNA from Bombina bombina (fire-bellied toad), 2010 nucleotides. RefSeq lists its product as uncharacterized. The record is from RefSeq and is a predicted model, not a curated record. Lineage: Eukaryota; Metazoa; Chordata; Amphibia; Anura; Bombinatoridae. The transcript has 21 exons. The coding region runs from base 35 to 1912 and encodes 625 amino acids.
CCACAGGAUUGAGGAUACAGAUCUGCCUGCAACUAUGUCGUAUCUGCAGCUCAAGUCUCUCGUCCUUUCUAUUCUGCUUCUGCAAUGUUGCUGCCCUGUGAUAUGUCACAGUAUGCGUUGCAUAAGACUGAGUGACUAUACCUACAAGCUAUCUGAGAAUGAGCUUGCCGGAAAAUGGACAUUAUCAGCAAGUAGCCAUGAAAAAUCCGACAUUUUUUUUAAUUACAUAUGGAUAGAUAUUGCGUUUACUGAUGGGCAGGCCAGGAUUCAAGUGGUUACUGAAUUAAAUGGUAACAUUAAAACAGACAAUAAAGAAAUGGAAAUAAUUAAAGAAAAUGGAAUCUAUAAAUUUGCAUCUAAGGAUAAAGAACAGUCAAUCAACAUCUACCCCAUGACUAAUGAUGAAAUUCUUGUAACAUGGAGCGGUUUUCUUCAAUCAGUCUCUGAAGGAUCCGUCAUGCUGUUCUCCCGAAAAAUUGGAAUUGGUAAAAACAUUCUUGAUGAGUUUAAUGAUCUAUCAUACUGCCUGCAACACAAUAUUGUUCAAUUGUAUAAUAGCCCCAUCACUUAUGGUGAAUUAUGUAAAGCGAAUAAACUUAAAUUGAUAAAGCCACUGGAUGCAAUUAAGGAGUCAGGGAGAUGGGAGAUGGUAGCAUAUGCACAUAAGAAACAUGAGGAUGAGGCACAGACUCUCAGUAGCGUUAUUGAAUUUAUCCGUGAGGGAAACAAAGUUAUUAUGUCUGAAAGACAGCAAAACGGUGAUAUGAAACAGAGUAACGUCACAAUUUCAGAAGACGGUGUGGAACUUAAAAACGGUUUGUACACAUACUUAUUUUAUGAGACGUGCGCUGAGUGUCUGAUUGUGGCCGCCAUAAAACAUGAAAGCAGAAUACGCAGUGCAUACCUAUACACACAAACAGGGAUGACCAAAAAAGAAGAACUGGAAAAAUUCAAAUCCCAAGCAAUAUGUGAGGGUUUUACACAAGUACAUGACAAAAGAGGCUAUGGAGAAUACCCAGACAACUGUGAUGGUUAUGAACCGUUACAAGGCAAAGUUACAAUAAGCAAGUUUUUAGGAGAAAGGAGCAUGAUUUUCAAUGCUUAUAGGCACAAAGAGCAUGCACUUUUAGAACCAAAUAUGACAUCCGUUUUAAUAGAUUAUGAGCAGCAAGACAAGAAACUGAAAGGGGUCUAUCUGGUGUACUCUUUGGGAUCGGUGCAGCGAUAUGAUACCACCAUCUUUGCAGAAGAAGAAAAUGGAACCUUUGUUUGGAGAGAUGCUAACCUUAAUGUACCUAUCACUGUCCAUGCAACUGGCAAAGACUGUUUGGCGUUUACAUUUGCUACACCUGUUGGAACACAGUCUGUCGCAACUAUGGCUCUAUACUGUGGACCAAACCCUGUUACAGAUUCAGAUAUCCGUUUGUAUUUACGUCAUGCAGUUUGUGAGAACUAUCCCUAUGUGGUAUUAAGGAAUGACCCUAUAAGAGAAGUUUUUUCCUGCUUUAACUUUGCUCGAGUGGCUGAAGAUCUAAAGGUAGAAAAGAUUUUGGGAAGAUGGAAUUAUGCUGUAGCUGCAUCUAAUGCCCCAAGAAAUAAGCCUUCAGAAGGGGGAUGGAUAUCAUUUGAGUCUGAGGAUGGGAAAGUCAAAUACACAGAUUCUUUGGGACUUUACAAUGGCACACCAGUGCAAGUGAACAAGGGAAUAUUACAUUUUGCAGGUGAUGGGCAGAAACACUUGGGAACUUUUUAUGAAACGGCUGGUGAUUCUCUCCUGCUGAACACCAUGGAAGGAAAUGCUGCUUCUUUUAUCCUUUUUACCAAAUCUGGAAGUGCACCAGCUGAUCAGAUUAAGCAGGUUAAACAUUUCGCUUCCUGCCUUAAACUGCCAGUAAUAUAUACACAUAACUAAAGACAAGAAACGUUGCUGAUAGUUGCCAGCAUUAAAGAUGGAAGAUCAGUAUAGCUAAACUUGAAAAAGGAUCUAAUAAAAACUAUAAAUAAAAUGAA